AUGCAAAGCGGUUACUUCAGGGUGUGGCUUCGGAGGUCACCUUCUCGCAGCGGCUGCUCUCGGUCUCUGGUCGUCAUGAUAGUGUGUCGGUUGGUCAUCUCUCUUGCUCUGGUUGGUGGUUCGGUGAGUUGGGUCAGAGUAGCGUUUGUUCUGCUAUCCCUCCUCUUCUCUUGGCAGUUCUUUGCUGUGUGGAUGGACUGCAGUCUGGAUUUCUCUAGAAUAUUCUUCCAUGUGGCUUCACGGGCUUCACUUCAUAAACGGGCUUCAAUGGCCCACAAUACUUGGUUCGCCUUGCUCACCAAGAUAUCUCCAAUACUCCCCCGCACGACAAAGGUGGACGCGAAACGCAAAAUCUGCAGUCACAAUGCGGAACACCUAUGUCGUGGACAAUCAUGUCGAGGAUGGCAAUACAAGUCAAUAGGGAUGGAACAUGCUCGUCUUUGGUCUUGA
Messenger RNA from Microthlaspi erraticum, 450 nucleotides. Lineage: Eukaryota; Viridiplantae; Streptophyta; Magnoliopsida; Brassicales; Brassicaceae. The record is from the annotation of a GenBank genome assembly.